Messenger RNA from Bolinopsis microptera, 1551 nucleotides. RefSeq lists its product as uncharacterized. The transcript is spliced from 4 exons. The record is from RefSeq and is a predicted model, not a curated record. NCBI's taxonomy places the organism in Eukaryota, Metazoa, Ctenophora, Tentaculata, Lobata, Bolinopsidae. Bases 1 to 1551 code for a protein of 516 amino acids.
AUGCAAGGUGGUAUUGCUACUAUUUGCGAGGAACACCAACGUUAUGUUAAGCAGCAUUAUAAGGACCGUUUACAGAAGAAGUUUUCUUGGUUGUUGGAGAAAUACUACCCUCCUACUCCUCCUCCUCCUCCAUCUACUACUCAACCUGCUGACGACAGAGUCACUACUCUCAACAUCGACAGUGUCUCCGAGCAGCAGAAGUCAGUUUUAGCUCUCGGACCUAACUUCGCCGUGUCUCCGCGAAUUGACCAGUCAUUCAAGGAUAAAGUUGCCGUUGAUAUCGCUCAGUGUGUGUUUAAGAUCAGACACAAACACGCUAUCACUCAACGUGCCAACUCAGACACUAGUGCGGAAGCUAGUGCCCCGAUUGAGCCCACCGAGGAGUCGAGUUCCAGCAAAGUGAGGAGAUUGUGUCCCUUUCCCUCACCAUUCACCAGUACACCUGACCCCACUCACCCGGUUUUAGAGGACAAGCUGGCACAGUUUAACCGCUUUGUACAGGACCUCGUGACUAACACCAACCCACAGGAUAACCUCACUCGUUUUCAGAAAGAUGGUUUACGCUCCCUUCUGACAGACAGGACGUUACACGUGUCGGUAUCAGACAAGUGCGGUGAGUUUGUGGUGACAACUAAGGACACACAUCGACAUCUCACAGAGAAUCACCUCCAGGAGACAGCUGUGUACCAGCGUGUGCUUCCCACGAGAAAAAUCAACGGUAAAACUGUCUCAGUAGCGGAACCCACCUCUCAACAGCUCACACAGCUCAUCAAGAAGAAGACGGAGAACCUGGUGAAGGAGUCGAAUAACCUGUGGAAGAAGAUCUCAUCACAGCGGAACCUUGACGACGACUACAAGCGACGGAUCAGAGUUCCUGACCAUGUCAGCCUCCCAGUCAUGUACGUCCAAAUCAAGACCCACAAGAACCCUCCGGAGAGCUUCCGCUCGACGAUCCCUCUUGAGCAGGUUAAGGUUAGACCCAUCAUCAGCUGCGUGGACUCACCUACAGAGAGACUCAGUUGGCUAGUGACGACCAUUCUUAAACCUCUCCUUAAUGAGGUGCCUAGUCACCUGAGUAAUUUAAUCCAGCACAUAGAGAUGCUCCGCCAGAUCUCUCAGGAACAGCUUGCCAGGAGAAAGUUCUUUGCCGCGGAUAUUUCAGCUUUAUACACUAACAUAAACGUACAGGGCUGUAUAGACGAUGUCAUUGAGCUAGCUACAGAGCACCGAGACAGUUUGGACCUGAUGGGACUCAGCCUGACAGACAUUCAUGAGAUCCUACUACACAUCCUUACCAACUCUUUCUUUGUGUAUAACAGGACUCUCUGGCUACAGCAGGAUGAUGAUGCUGCCAGUACUGCAGAGACGAAAGAAGAAGCCCUUGCUCUGGUUCAACAGAUUGCAGACCAAGAUCCGGACAAAAAGUUGAAGUGGGAGGUCGACUUUCCAGAACAACAGGACGAUUUUAUCCCCUUCCUGAACACUGAGGUCCGGAUCGAGCCAAACGGCGUCAGAGUGUUGAGGAUGAUUCCAGGACAGUUCUUAAUUUAG